AUGGCUCCACCACUGAAGACUGGCGGGCGCAAUUUCUCUUAUUCUUUUGUGAAUCCGAAUCUGAAUUCUGUUGAGUGUUUGGCAAAGAAGAUCACGCCGGAUGAGUCAACCAAUUUCCGAGAAAAAUAUGGGUACAUUCUGAGCCUCCUCAAGAUGCCGUUCACCAAGUAUGAGCAAGAGGGAGUUCAUACUUUGCUUCAGUUCUAUCAUCCUUCCCUCCGUUGUUUCACACUCACUGAUUAUCUUUUGGCCCCUACCUUGGAAGAGUAUUCGUCAUUCCUUGGCAUUCCUGUUGGGAAAGAGGUACCUUACUAUAGCACCAUGAAGGCCCCCGAUUCCGUUGAAAUUGCUAAGGCUCUUUAUUUGAGCAAGUCGGUCGUGGAAGCAAAUCUCACCAAGAAGGGAGGAAGUUUUGGUUUUCGUAUGGAGUUCCUGGUUAAGAGAGGUUGUGAUGCUGCUGAAGCCAAAGAGUGUGACACUUUUAGAGCUAUCUUGGCUCUAAGUAUCUAUGGUAUUGUGAUGUUCGCAAAUGUACCUGACUUUGUUGAUAUGAAUGCCAUCCACAUAUUCAUUCUGCAGAACCCCGUUCCUACACUUCUGGGGGAUGUUUAUCAUUCCGUUCAUCAUCGGAAUGGGCAGAAAGGAGGUUUGGUUAGAUUCUGUGCUCCGUUGCUAUACCAUUGGUUCAGAUCACAUUUGCCGGAACGUGGAGCUUUUGUUGAUAGUAGGUACACAUCUAAAUGGGCUGAGAGGAUUAUGGGGCUUAGAGCUAAGGACAUUGUCUGGUACAACCGAUCUUUGGAUGACAUGGAAGUUGUUAUGAGUUGCGGGAAGUUCAAAAAUGUGCCUCUCAUGGGCAUCAGAGGUGGGAUCAACUAUAAUCCUGUCCUGGCUAGAAGAACAUAUGGAUAUGCUUUCAUUAGUCCUCCUGAACGAGCAGAGAUUGCUGAGAAUAUUUUCUAUCAUUCAGCCACCAAUGCUGGACAAAUGGCAGAAGCUGCGCAAGCCUGGAAGAGUAUUUGCUGGAGGGAUAAGAAGCAUUUCGGUCAAAGAGACUGUGCGACUUAUAAAGACUAUACUGAGUGGGUUGAAGUUGUGGCUAACACCCAAGGGAUGCCUUUCCCUCCAAAGGAUCCUUUGUAUCCUCCUGCUGGUGUACAACCCGACAUUGUCUCUAUGCCUCGUUAUAAUCGAACUGUUGAGCAGAAUCGGAAGUUGACUGAACAAAUGGAAACAAUGCAAGUUAAGAUGAAUACUGAUAGAGGAAGUACCUCUCAGAAAAGGCCGAGAGUGACUAUAGACCCUAAAUUUACUGAAACUCAAGAGAAGAAACUCAAGGAACAUUACGAGACUCAGUUGGCAGAUUUGACUAAAAGACUCCAGAUUCAGGCUGAAAAUGCCAAUUCGGAAAAGACUCGUCGAAAGAAAUGGGUUUUCUGGUUAUAA
Molecule: messenger RNA, 1446 nt
Organism: Vicia villosa (hairy vetch)
Lineage: Eukaryota; Viridiplantae; Streptophyta; Magnoliopsida; Fabales; Fabaceae
Exons: 2
Coding region: 1-1446 (481 amino acids)
Source: RefSeq, a predicted model, not a curated record